GGAGACAUGGCGAUGCCGAAAUCGCUUGUUACCAUAUUUCUGGAUGACAAGGAAAUCAGCAAAAAAAUAUUUCAGCUGGAGUCUGUCGAAGAGAUAGUGGAUGACUGCAAAUCGAAUGCAACACUACUCCUUAACAGUGAACUCCUUGAAUGUGACAGAAUUCUCAAAUUCUCCCCUGAAUUUAAUGAAUUCAUUGAUAUAGACUGCCAUGACUUUGUUCAACACAUGGACAAGUUCCAGGUGUUUUUCAAGACACGUGAAGCAUCAAUGUUGACUGAACAGUCGGAUGCAGUUGAAACAAAUCAAAUCAGGGAUCCCAUUGGUGUUGAAACUCUGAGAGCAGUUCUUGUGAGGAAAGGUGCAAGUGUUCUAGCAGAUUAUGAGGCCUCUGGAACACUCUCAGAGUCUUCAAGGAAACUCCUUGUUAAAAUCGCUGUCAGUGAGUUGAUUGAGAGGAAGGGAUUUUAUCCACAAAGUGAAGACAAAUCCAAGUUGGCCAGAUCUAUGGUAGCACUUUUCCCGUCACUCAAAAUCAAGAUGGGAGAGGAGAAUGAGGGAUUUGAACAUUUCUAUGACCCCAUAUCCCACAGUGGAUUCCUUGAGAUCCGACUCCGAAAUCUAAGGAGGAAUCUUCAAGAUGAUCAACGCCGUUAUCAGCGCAAGCGUGUCAAGUCCACUGAUAACCCUAGAGCGUCCAUUAGGGUGGAAAUGCCUGCAGAAGGGGAUGAUUCAGUCAACGAAUGGAUGACGGUUAUAAAAAGAAUGAGGCCGUGUCAGGAAAACCUCAGCACCAUCAAAGAAGCCAUGGACAAAACCUAUGCUAGCCGAAGGUUGUGGAUUGCUGCUAGACAUCCAACGUUGGAGGAAUUUUUUGCAGAGUUUCCACGCUUUGUGGACAUGCCAUACAUGUUUGACACAGAAUUUGGAAAGAUGUUUCCUGGAAAAGCUGACAUGUGA
Gadus chalcogrammus (walleye pollock) is the source of this 957-nucleotide messenger RNA. RefSeq lists its product as uncharacterized. The record is from RefSeq and is a predicted model, not a curated record. Bases 7 to 957 code for a protein of 316 amino acids. Lineage: Eukaryota; Metazoa; Chordata; Actinopteri; Gadiformes; Gadidae. The transcript is spliced from 6 exons.